UGAGGGGUUAUAUGUAAUUUUCCUUUUCUUCUUAAUUUCGAAACUGUAAGGAAGCUAGGGUUUAUCAAAAAUGGAGACAGCCAAAGACACCGUACAAAACGACGUCGUUUUGCGCUCCGACGACGAUACUCCGACGCUAAGUUCUUACGCUUUAGAAGCACUAAAAGCGUUCCUCGCGGAACAGAACGGAGCACUAGUUGAAGAUGACGUGGCGGAGCAGGCGGCGGAGGAUGACGUGGCACUGGUGUCGGAGGAUUGGCGGCUAAGCCAGUUCUGGUAUGACAGAGAAACAGCUGAAACUGUUGCUAAUGAAGUGCUGGAGCUUUGCCGGUCGAUUGAUUCGCCGGCCGUUGCUUGCAUUGCUUGCCCCACGCUUUACGCUUAUCUCAAGAAAAUUGACCCUAAUGUACCAGCACAACUUCUUGAGUAUGACAAACGGUUUGAACAGUAUGGAAGUGAGUUCACAUUCUACGACUACAAACAACCAGAAGACCUUCCUUCAUCAUUGAAACAUUCAUAUCCAAUAAUUGUUGCAGAUCCUCCUUACCUGAGUCAGGAAUGCUUGGAGAAAACUGCUCAAACAAUUUCUUUUCUCAUGAGACCAGGACAACCUUACUUGCUUUUACUCACAGGUGAAGUGCAAAGGGAUAGGGCUUCAGAGCUCUUGGGUUUACGUCCAUGCGCUUUUAGGCCACAUCACUCCAGCAAACUAGGCAAUGAGUUUCGACUGUUUACAAACUAUGACCCAGGGACAAGGCUAGGUGGCUGGGAACAGACGUAGCAAACACUUCUCCAAUUGGAAAUCUUUAGGUUGACAUUGGUUUGUUGUGAUAGAAGCUUUUUCGAACAUACUUCAAGUUUCGCAUCUUUUCAUGAAAUAUUAUCUCUAAACCUUCUUCAGUUACCUAAACAUACCUAAAAGAGCAAAAAUAUCAGAAUGAUAUAGUUGUAUUCUGGUUUCUCGUUCAGUUUUUUGUUUCCUUAUAUGGGGGCCAUUUUGAGGUGCCGGAAAACCUAUUGUCUGUGCAACUUGUGAAAUUUUGUCAGUUUUUACCUCUGUUCUGCCUUCCA
Molecule: messenger RNA, 1071 nt
Organism: Lycium barbarum (goji berry)
Lineage: Eukaryota; Viridiplantae; Streptophyta; Magnoliopsida; Solanales; Solanaceae
Exons: 4
Coding region: 71-781 (236 amino acids)
Biological process (GO): methylation
Molecular function (GO): nucleic acid binding; protein-lysine N-methyltransferase activity
Source: RefSeq, a predicted model, not a curated record